Penaeus vannamei (Pacific white shrimp) is the source of this 1775-nucleotide messenger RNA. NCBI's taxonomy places the organism in Eukaryota, Metazoa, Arthropoda, Malacostraca, Decapoda, Penaeidae. The record is from RefSeq and is a predicted model, not a curated record.
ACCCAUAACUGAUAACCACACCAACGUCUAUACCCAAACCCCUUUCAUAUGGCCCUCAUUUUUAUUUCCAUCCCCUUGCUAUCCCCGCGAAAUGAAGAAAUGACAUCCAGCGCGCUUCGAAUCUCCCGCCUCAUGACGUCACAAGCGACCAUGACUGCUUGGGCGGAGGAGAAGGCCCUCCGCCAGCCAACAUGGGAACUCUUCUCGCCGAUUCUGCCUAUUGCCGCCUCUGUGCUUCUGAAUUCGAGGUCGGAUUUACCAUUUUUGAUGACAGCGAGGACAAAGCAUCGCUGGCCAUCUUGAUCAAUAAGUAUCUGCCCAUCAAGGUUGCUAACGAUGGCCACUUUCCAGUCCGGAUAUGUGAGCGGUGUCACAUGGGAGUGGCAGCGACUGUGGAUCUCAUUGACCGGAUGGUUGAAGGGCAACAAAGAUUGCGGUCAAUGCUGCAGUCUGGGACAGUCCCUGACGUACUUCAGGCUACUCUUAUUAAUAUCCAAGGGGAUUCAGUAGAUAUACCCAUGGAUGAUUUAGCAAAAGGAACUGAAGUUGCAAAAGUAUAUGCAGAGAACCAUCCCAUGAGUAUAGCUGUGGAUGGCCAGCCAGUUGUUAAAAAGAAAAGGGGACGACCACGGAAAGGAGAUAGACCUGUUAAGCAAAAGGUGAAGGAGGAGGAGUCUAGCCUUUUAGAUGAUGAUGAUGUUAAGAAAGGAAGACCAAGAAGGUCUAACAGGAGAGCAAAUCUGCCCACAAGGUAUAGGGACUCCAUUGCUGGACGAGAUUUUGAGAAGCUAAUGAGUGAGUCGGGAGUGAAAGAGGAGAUAAUGGAGGUGCAGGAUGAUGCUAGUGAUGCUGACUACAAGCACCAGGGUCUGUCUGGACCGUCAAUGCUGGAAGUCAUGGAAAAACAGGGAGGUUUAAGAAAUCCCAAGGAGGGUGCUCUUGGCAAGGUUUCAGAAGAUGGCACUAGCAUUGUCAUUGCCCCCGAGUCCUCUGAAGCCCCAUCUGAUCUUCCAGUAUCUGUAAACAUCGAGGUUGACUUCCAGGAUGAUGGUAAUAUCACCUUAAGAGGAAUGGAAGAAUUAGAUGAAAAGGAAAAACUUCCUCUUGCAUCUGUGAGCUCUGUUCAGAUUACCAGCAUGGGAGAGUCAAUCAACAUGCCUUCCAAAGCUGCAUUUAGUGAGCCUACACUCUUCAGAAAGAAGCGAGGUGCCAAGAAGAAGGCAAAGUGGUCAUGCAACAUAUGUGGCAAAGGGUUUCUUCAUAAGGGAAGAUAUCUUCUCCAUACUCGACUUCACAAGCAGGUGAUUCUGCAAUGUGAGAUGUGUAAAGAUAGAUUUUCUACUCGAGAAGAUAUCAACAUUCACCAACAAGAUACAGGACACACAGGAUUAGGUAAGAUAUCUAAGAACAUUUAUCAUAAGAAGUGCUUACGGUUAAGUGGUAUCUAUAGCAACAAGUUCAGACUACUAGGGUUCUAUAGACAUUUUGAUGUCCUCAAUGUGAAGGUCAUGUCCUCCUCUCAUGAGCACCAGGUGGUCAGUGAGAGCUCUAUCAGACAAAUUUCUGUAGAAUUACAGCCCAGUGUAACAUUUAAACCAUCAAGGGAAAUUGAAUCGUCUGCUGAAACAAUCCUGGCCUUUUAUCAAGUAGCACACGAGUUUUCGCAAGCUGAAUCAUUUCGUUACAGCAGUUAUCCAGUACUAGAUCACCUACCAAAAAAAAACCUAAUAACAUCACAGAAUAAAUCUGAAAAAUUCAAGGAGAUGUCGGUAUAA